CUCAUCAAAUUCUUUUAUGUCUGUACUGUGCAAGAACGGAAUCAGAUUCAGCUGACGCCGAGAUUCCUUUACUUUUCGAAGAAAGAUUCAUUCAAAGUUUAAGAAACUAAGAAGGGUUGAUUCCGUCCCCUUAUAGAAGCCAUGGAUGAACGAUCCAGAAGCAAAAAAAUUAUGCCUACUUUGUUUUCUUCUUCGUUGGUUUCUAACACAUUCCAAGUGCUGACACGAAGAUCGGUUCUGAGGCUAACCUUAUUCACUUUUAUCCUUUUCUGGUUUGUGUACGCUCUUUUCAAUGCCUUCUCCCCCGUUCUUGAUGAUUCCUCCAAGCUCGACACCACUUUCCCAUUCAAUUCAGACGACUCUGCCGUUUCCCUGAGCCAAAUUUCCAGCGAGAAUUUCCCCAGCAAAUCCCCCGUCAAAGUCUACCUCUAUGAUCUGCCGACGAGGUUCACCUAUGGAGUCAUCCAGCACCAUUCCUUGGUGCGUGGUGGCCGCGCCGUCGAAGACGUGACCACUCUCAAGUACCCAGGCCACCAGCACAUGGCGGAGUGGUACCUCUUCUUGGAUCUCAUCCGACCCGAACCCGAGCGUGUUGGAUCGCCCAUUGUUCGGGUAUCGGAUCCCGAGGAGGCGGACCUGUUCUAUGUGGCUUUCUUCUCUUCACUGAGCUUAAUCGUGAACCCAACUUUGGUUCCCGCUGAGUUGGACAGUGAGAAGCCGACUUACAUUGACGCAGAGAAUCAGCAAGCGUUGGUGGAGUGGUUGGGGGAGCAGGAGUAUUGGAAGAGGAACAAUGGAAGGGACCAUGUGAUUAUAGCUUCGGAUCCGAAUGCGUUGUAUCGGGUCAUGGAUAGAGUGAAGAAUAGUAUACUUCUUGUGGCAGAUUUUGGGCGUUUGAGACCAGACCAAGGGUCCCUUGUUAAGGAUGUCGUCAUACCAUACUCACAUCGCCUCAGAACAUACGAGGGUGAUGUUGGACUUGAGAAUCGCAAUACGUUGUUGUUUUUUAUGGGUGCCCGAUACCGGAAAGAGGGAGGCAAAAUUCGUGAUAAACUCUUUCAAAUUCUUGAACAAGAAGAGGAUGUCAUAAUAAAGCAUGGAACUCAGUCCACAGAGAAUAGGAGGGCAGCUUCAAAAGGAAUGCAUACAUCAAAGUUUUGUUUACACCCUACUGGCGAUACUCCAUCUGCCUGCCGGCUCUUCGAUGCUAUUGUCACUUUGUGUGUUCCAGUGAUUGUGAGUGACAAUAUAGAGUUGCCCUUUGAAGACACCAUAGACUAUUCGAAGAUGGCAAUAUUUGUUGAUUCUGAUUCUGCUAUAAAACGUAGAUAUCUGGUGUCAAUGUUGAGAGCAGUGAGCCCAGAAAGGAUCCUCGAGUAUCAGAAAGAACUAAAAAAGGUCAAGCGCUACUUUCAAUAUGGGGCAGAAGAUGGAACGGUUAACGAAAUCUGGCGCCAAAUUUCUAAAAAGCUUCCAUUGAUUAGGCUGAUGAUUAACCGUGAGAAAAGGCUGGUGAGAAAUGAACCUGAUUGCUCUUGCAUGUGUUCAAACAAGACAGCCAUUAGAACCUUGUAGCAAUUUUCUCGGGACAAUGUCAGAUUUGAAGGAUUUGGUGCUCUAUGACUAUACAAAUUAGGUUUCUUCCUCUUCCAGAAUUUGGCAUCUAUAGAUAAGCAGCCUGUAGCUCAGAUUCUUCCAACGCUAUACUGGAAUUGGAACGUGCCAUUCAUAAUGCUGAGGAGGUGAAGAAUCACUCACGAAUCUGAUGGUUAAAUUUCGGUAAGGUUUUGAGGGAAAAUUAAUUAUUUCAUCUUUAGUUUCAUUGAGUUUGUGAUUCAAUUCCUAUAGGUUAACUCAUCGCGAUUCAGUCUCUAUACUUUCCUUCAUUAAGUAACUCGUCCCAGGUAGCACUGAUGGUGGUUAACAGAGUUAAAAUAUGCUUAGUUGGCAGCCCCAUCAGUGCUACAUCAGAUAAAAUAAAUUGAGUUAUUAAAAAACAACAUAAAUAAGUUAGAUAAACCCUGCUGGCCAAAAAUUAAAAAAAUUAUUAAAUCCCUAGAAUCAAACAGAGACUGAAGAUAGAUGAAGAGGGACCUAUAAGGUCGAUAAAAUAAAAGUAUAAGAACUAAAUCGUGAUGAGUUAAACUAUACAAAUUGAGAUAAAAAUUUGAUAAAACUGUGCAAGUGAUUGUUGUUUGAUUUAAAAAUCAAUGGUUGAAUAUAUAUAUAUAUAUAUAUAUUAAAAUCUACCGGCAAACAUCAAAGAAGCUUAUAGUUGGGUGAGGGAGUUCACUUGCUGUGGUAUAAGUAACAUCUGUUUUUGUUGUAGAUGGUUCUUUUGUACCCAUUAUGUCUGGGCUAAGAAGAAUUUGAGUUAUACGGUGAUUAAUUUGUACACGGGAGAGAAUAAAGUAAUUUAGAUUUUUUUUUAACUUUUUAUUGUAACUUAUUCUUCAGUAUUUGUUCUAUUUUUUACUUCAGUUAACUCAAA
Messenger RNA from Prosopis cineraria, 2491 nucleotides. RefSeq names its product probable arabinosyltransferase ARAD1. The coding region runs from base 142 to 1575 and encodes 477 amino acids. Gene Ontology annotation, molecular function: glycosyltransferase activity. NCBI's taxonomy places the organism in Eukaryota, Viridiplantae, Streptophyta, Magnoliopsida, Fabales, Fabaceae. The transcript has 3 exons. The record is from RefSeq and is a predicted model, not a curated record.